This is a messenger RNA of Fusarium musae, 1785 nucleotides long. RefSeq lists its product as uncharacterized. The transcript has a single exon. The record is from RefSeq and is a predicted model, not a curated record. NCBI's taxonomy places the organism in Eukaryota, Fungi, Ascomycota, Sordariomycetes, Hypocreales, Nectriaceae. Bases 1 to 1785 code for a protein of 594 amino acids.
AUGCGAGGUCUCGUUAUUCUCAGUGCGGCUGUCAGCCUGGCCAACGCCGCUGUUGUCGAGAGGAAUUACCCUGUUCCUGGACAGGAGGAGUACCCUGCUGUUCCCGACAACGAGUAUACUCCCCCGGCUGCUGCUUACCCUCCUCCUGCCGUCGAGAAGCCUUCCACCCAACCCUCUAACGAGUACCCUCCUCCUGAGGCUACUAAGCCUUCCAAUGGUGGUGCCUAUCCUCCUCCUUCGGAGACCAAGCCUGUGACUCCUCCUGAGGAGACUCAGCCUACUGGCGUCUACCCUCCUCCCGAGAAGAGCACCGACGUCUAUCCCCCUCCUGAGAAGAGUACUGAUGUCUAUCCUCCUCCCGAGAAGAGCACCGACGUCUAUCCCCCUCCUGAGAAGAGUACUGAUGUCUAUCCUCCUCCCGAGAAGAGCACUGAUGUCUAUCCUCCUCCCGGAAAGACCACUGGUGUCUACCCUCCCCCUGAGGAGACCACCAGCGUCUAUACCCCCCCCGAGGAGACCACUGGCGUCUACCCCCCUCCUGAGGAGACAACUGAUGUCUACCCUCCUCCUUCCGAGACUCAGCCCGAGGAGCACAGCUCUACCGAGACUCCUUACCUUCCUCCCAGCGACACUCUCCCGGCUGAGGGUACCUCCUCAACUGAGACUGGUUACCUGCCUCCCACUUACACGAAGCCUUCUUACACCAAGCCAACCUACACCAAGCCUUCGUACACCAAGCCCGGCUACCCCGAGACCUCUCAGUGGACCACCUCAACCAUCUACACCACCCAGGUUCAGACCGUCACCAAGUGUCCUCCUGAGGUUACCAACUGCCCUGUUGGCCCUCACGUCACCACCGUGACCAUCCCCAUCUCAACCACCAUCUGCCCUGUGACUGAGGAGCAUCCUACUUCCAAGUACCCUCCCCACCAGGAGACCACCAAGUUGACCACCUCCACCAUCUACACCACCAAGGUGCACACUGUCACCAAGUGCCCUCCUGAGGUCACCGACUGCCCUGAGAAGCCUCACGUCACCACUGAGACCAUCCCCGUCUCUACCACUGUCUGCCCCGUGACCGAGACUCACGUCGUUCCCCCUGUUCACGAGACAACCACCAAGCUGACCACCUCAACUGUCUACACCACCAAGGUCCACACUGUCACCAAGUGCCCUCCUGAGGUUACCAACUGCCCUGAGAAGCCCCAUGUCACCACUGAGACUUACGCUGUCUCUACCACCAUCUGCCCUGUGACUGAGACUCACGUUGUCCCUCCCAAGGAGACUCACCCCGUCGUUAUUCCUCCUGUUCACCCUGGUAACGGAACCUGGACUCCUCCCAAGCCUCAGCCUCCUAAGGAGUCUCACCCCAGCUACCCUCAGCCUCCUGCUCCUCAGCCCCCUAAGGAGUCUCACCCCAGCUACCCUCAGCCUCCUGCCCCUCAACCUCCCAAGGAGACCUACCCCGCUCCCCCCAAGGAGACCCAGCCUGGCGUCACCCCUCCCAAGGAGACUCACCCCGCUCAACCUCCUGCUCCUCAGCCCCCCAAGGAGACUCAGCCUGCCCAGCCUCCCGCCGAGUCUCACCCUAGCUACCCUCAGCCUCCUGCUCCCAGCAAGCCUGUCGAGACUGCUCCCGUUGUCCCUGCCCCUAGCACUCCUGCUGAGACCUACCCUGCUCCUCCCGCCACCACUCCCACCCAGGUCACUGCCGGUGCUGGACGUGUCGGAGGUAGCGUCGGAGCUGCUCUCUUUGCGGCUGGUUUUGUCGCCUUCUUCCUGUAA